CGGCCUUCACCACAAAUACUUUCCAAGUUGGCGCCUGCCGGAGGUCCGUGGAGGAAGCCUCGGAGGAAUCCCUGGAAGAUGAGGAGCUUAUUGCCUCUCCCCGACUGAGUGAAGCUUACCAGGAUGCUGAUUCAGAAGAUUCUACCUCAAUGAAGGCGGAUAUAAAAUGUCUACACCUGGAUCUGCACAGAGUAUGGAAGGCUGACAAGAGUCCCAGAGACCCAGCAGGAGACAGGAGCAACAGCAGAGGAGUGGAAGAGAGAGAAAAAGCCCAAGAUGAUCAACUGCAGACCACCAAG
Molecule: messenger RNA, 299 nt
Organism: Pelobates cultripes (western spadefoot toad)
Lineage: Eukaryota; Metazoa; Chordata; Amphibia; Anura; Pelobatidae
Source: the annotation of a GenBank genome assembly